CGUCCCUCCUCUCUACCCUCCCCCUCCCGCCGCCGCCGGUGGCGACUCUCCCCUCGGCCCGUCACCCGUGCUCGCGGGUGACCGUCCUCGGCGCGGCCUCCCUGGAGCCGCCUUCGCCUGACGCCCCUCUUUCUCCCGCCCUCGACGCGCAUCCCGGCCCCCGGCCCCGCGGGCGCCCCUGUCGCCGGGGCUUCGCCUGUCGGGGCUGCGCGCGCUCCUGCCCUUCUCGGGGCUUUGGGCCGCGGCGCCGUCGCGCGCCCGCGGCCCCGGCCUCUCCCUGGAUCGCGCUCUCCCCUCUCCCUCCCUCGCGCGCCCCCUCUCCCGUUACUCGGCCCCCCCCACCGGCGCGCGUGCGCACUUCGCCUCCCGUCGGGAGAGUGCGCCACAAGGGCUCCUGAGCUCUCACCCCCAUCUCUGGGCUUUGCCUCCCCCUCCUUCUCGCCCAUUCCAUGAAUUUCUGCCCCCCGCUACCCCCACGCGAGCGAGUAGGUCCACCGGCUCCUUUCCCCAUCUAGCAGGAACAAGUAGGUGGGGAUUCUUAUCCACAAAAGGGACUAGACGUUGUGUUCUGGGUCCCACAACUCAUCAUAAAGAGGUGGUUAUAGUUCCCAUCAGGAGCCGUGGGUAGGGGACUGUGCGUCCAGCAGCACCCGAGGCUCUUCGGCGCCAGAGGCUCUAAGGUGCGAGCGAACAUGUCCCCAGGGUGCUCAGAGGUUCUUUGGAGUGCUGUGGCCUCGGAAUGUGAGCACCCUCCCAUCCUACCCUCCCCUUCGCCGGCGAUCUUCCAGUUACAUAAGUGGAGUGGGACAUAGUAGGUAACGGGCUCUCAUCGCCCUGGAGCGCUCGGGAUCACCGGUACCAGAUGGGGCAAGUUCAUCGCGACGCUGUGGCUCCUGUUCGUUGUGCCUGAAAGGUUAUUCUCUGUUCAGUUUGGUCAUGACCGAAUCACCCAAACUGAAACUCAGAUGACUUUUAUAUGGCAGUGGCAAUGUUUCUGUGGUUUUGCACUGAAGACUUAAGGUCAUUAUGAAGAGUGUAAAAGGAUUGCUCUCGCAGGGGAGACCGUUUAUGACAUUGCUAAGUACGGACCCCGAGGGGGAAAAAGCUCAUUCUGGAAUUGCUCUGUGGCGGUUGCUUCUGUUGCGAGUGUGUUCGGGUGUGGGUUGGUCACAGCAGAAAUGGGCUCCACCACAAAAUUGAUAUUCCUGACUCAUGGUCAGGCAGAUGUGUGCUUCUGGUUAUUUUUCCAGGAACAGGAAUGGGCUCUGCCGAGCCUUUCACACGUUGUGUCUCUGCUGUGCGGGAUCAGUACCCCAGACUGUGAGAUAACAGGAUCGAAUUCAGGGGUUGGUUGGUGAUCCAGGAACCAUACCUACUUGGAUGUGAUACUGAGUGGCCUAGACGUUGUAGGACUCUCAUAAGUUUUAGACAUUUUGUUAUACUGUAAAAAUGAAGCAUAUACGGCCUCAGUAGUAACAUUGCACUAAUAGGUAAUUAUUACUCUAGAGAAUUUUGGGUUCCAUGGUUGGAAUGUUCAUCAGUAUCUCAGCAAUUUCAGUUAAUAACCAGAUUAAGCUGACCUCUUGAGUCUUUUGAAAUCUGCUGGGUCCCUAUAAUAAGACAGGGUCUGGAUUUUUUAAUCUUUUGGGAAUUUCCACCAAGGAUUUAGGGAAAUAGGCUUUUAUGGGCUUUUCAGGAUUUCUAUUUCAAAUCCCAAUGAGGAAGUCUAGGAAACACUUGCUUUUAUUUUCUUCCCUGAAUAUGUCAGAACCUUAAAUCACCCAAUCAAUCUAGAAGUACUACAGUUGAUUAAAGUAAGUCACCACAGGUCACCCAUUCGUGGCAGGUCAGCUAGGUGGCUGAUCACUGGAAUACAGUCAUAUCCCCAGGCAGACACACGAGCCUCACUUGACGAUCCCAAAGUUUGUACAUCUGAGCUUGAGACGUGACAAGUUGAGGUCUCUGCUUUGUUCUUCAUAGUUGGCAGUUUGUCUCCUCGGGUGCCCCUCCGGUUAGCUGUUUAUCAUACGUCUAGCCCUAUCAACAGUGCAGGCAGCUUCCAGAGUAUAGUUUUCUCUGCAAAGUGCCUGGUGGAGGGGUACCUCCUUUUCCAUUGUCCUAGUGGCUCCGCUGGGCUUCCAUACCAGCCCUUUCCAGUGUCUUAACAGCUCAAAGAAACCCAUCUGUGGCUUUCUUGUUAGCACUGGCCUAUCACACCUUCCUAUUGCCUGUUAACUAAAAUUUUGCCUGGAAUGCUUUAAGCUUAGAGUACUGGGUCUUUGUUUUACCCGAUUGAUAGGAGAGUGUCAUGCAGUCAGCCGAACUCCGACUUCUGUGCUGUUUAAAUCCUUAGGUAGGUCUGGGGCAAGGCACAAACCACUGUGUGUUCAAAGGGUUAUGGUGCUUGCAUUCUGUGUGUGUAUGUUUGUAAUUUCCAACCAGAGUCGUUUCCCGUGCCUGCCCUGCCUCUGUGCAAUCUAGUCUAGUAGGGUAGAGAGGCAAGCUGUGGAGUUUGAAAAAAAAAAAAAAAAAAAAAGCUAGAUGAGUUUAAUAGGCUGUUACCCCCUCCAGAACAUUCCUCCCAUGUGGAGAUGAAACGAGAAGUUCAUUUCUUUAACCUAAAAUAAAGAACAACAGAGAUAAAAUUGUUAGUUCCUUAUUGGAGCCUGGUUUCCAUUGCUAAUGUACCUGCUUGGGACUCUGCAUGAUAAAUGACGUGUCCUGGAACCUGAAAUCUUUUAUAAAGGUUAAUAUCAGCAGAAAUCUUUUAAUUAGCUAAGAGCAGCUUGUUCUGAAGCUGCCCGAGUUAUCUUGGAGGAGGAGAGAAUCACAGGAAAUGUUUGAUAUUUCUAGUAACCAGUGUUUUCAGUGCGUGGGGUAAAGCACACUCCUAGACUGGCCAGUUCCAAAGAGUGUGGCAGGACACCUGCUUGUUUUCCCUGCCCUCUGCUAUGGUGACAUCCUUGCAGACCAGUCUUGCGUGGCUGGCAGACGCAAUCUUUUUUUCUUGGGUAGGGCAUUAUCACCGCUGCGAUGGAAGGACCUUGUCCUCGGUGCCUCCAUACCAGCCCUUUCCAGUGAAACUACUGCUGUCCCGGCAAGCCCCUGUGCGUGUGCAUCAUUCCGGGCUCCAUAAAAAUACAGACUCACCAGUUCCUGCUUUGAUGUGACAUGUGACUCCCCAGAAUACACCUUGCUUCUGUAGACCAGCUCCAACAGGAUUCCAUGGUAGCUGGGAUGUUAGGGCUCAGGGAAGAAAAGUCAGAAGACCAGGACCUCCAGGGCCUCAAGGACAAACCUCUCAAGUUUAAAAAGGUGAAGAAAGAUAAGAAAGAAGAGAAAGAGGGCAAGCAUGAGCCCGUGCAGCCAUCAGCCCACCACUCUGCUGAGCCCGCAGAGGCAGGCAAAGCAGAGACAUCAGAAGGGUCGGGCUCCGCCCCGGCUGUGCCAGAAGCUUCUGCCUCCCCCAAACAGCGGCGCUCCAUCAUCCGUGACCGGGGACCCAUGUAUGAUGACCCCACCCUGCCUGAAGGCUGGACACGGAAGCUUAAGCAAAGGAAAUCUGGCCGCUCUGCUGGGAAGUAUGAUGUGUAUUUGAUCAAUCCCCAGGGAAAAGCCUUUCGCUCUAAAGUGGAGUUGAUUGCAUACUUCGAAAAGGUAGGCGACACAUCCCUGGACCCUAAUGAUUUUGACUUCACGGUAACUGGGAGAGGGAGCCCCUCCCGGCGAGAGCAGAAACCACCUAAGAAGCCCAAAUCUCCCAAAGCUCCAGGAACUGGCAGAGGCCGGGGACGCCCCAAAGGGAGCGGCACCACGAGACCCAAGGCGGCCACGUCAGAGGGUGUGCAGGUGAAAAGGGUCCUGGAGAAAAGUCCUGGGAAGCUCCUUGUCAAGAUGCCUUUUCAAACUUCGCCAGGGGGCAAGGCUGAGGGGGGUGGGGCCACCACAUCCACCCAGGUCAUGGUGAUCAAACGCCCCGGCAGGAAGCGAAAAGCCGAGGCCGACCCUCAGGCCAUUCCCAAGAAACGGGGCCGAAAGCCGGGGAGUGUGGUGGCAGCCGCUGCCGCCGAGGCCAAAAAGAAAGCCGUGAAGGAGUCUUCUAUCCGAUCUGUGCAGGAGACCGUACUCCCCAUCAAGAAGCGCAAGACCCGGGAGACGGUCAGCAUCGAGGUCAAGGAAGUGGUGAAGCCCCUGCUGGUGUCCACCCUCGGUGAGAAGAGCGGGAAAGGACUGAAGACCUGUAAGAGCCCUGGGCGGAAAAGCAAGGAGAGCAGCCCCAAGGGGCGCAGCAGCAGCGCCUCCUCGCCCCCCAAGAAGGAGCACCACCACCAUCACCACCACUCAGAGUCCCCAAAGGCCCCCGUGCCACUGCUCCCACCCCUGCCCCCACCUCCACCUGAGCCCGAGAGCUCCGAGGACCCCACCAGCCCCCCUGAGCCCCAGGACUUGAGCAGCAGCGUCUGCAAAGAGGAGAAGAUGCCCAGAGGAGGCUCACUGGAGAGCGACGGCUGCCCCAAGGAGCCAGCUAAGACUCAGCCCGCGGUUGCCACCGCCGCCACGGCCGCAGAAAAGUACAAACACCGAGGGGAGGGAGAGCGCAAAGACAUUGUUUCAUCCUCCAUGCCAAGGCCAAACAGAGAGGAGCCUGUGGACAGCCGGACGCCCGUGACCGAGAGAGUUAGCUGACUUUACACAGAGCGGAUUGCAAAGCAAACCAACAAGAAUAAAGGCAGCUGUUGUCUCUUCUCCUUAUGGGUAGGGCUCUGACAAAGCUUCCCGAUUAACUGAAAUAAAAAAUAUUUUUUUUUCUUUCAGUAAACUUAGAGUUUCGUGGCUUCAGGGUGGGAGUAGUUGGAGCAUUGGGGAUGUUUUUCUUACCGACAAGCACAGUCAGGUUGAAGACCUAACCAGGGCCAGAAGUAGCUUUGCACUUUUCUAAACUAGGCUCCUUCAACAAGGCUUGCUGCAGAUACUACUGACCAGACAAGCUGUUGACCAGGCACCUCCCCUCCCGCCCAAACCUUUCCCCCAUGUGGUCGUUAGAGACAGAGCGACAGAGCAGUUGAGAGGACACUCCCGUUUUCGGUGCCAUCAGUGCCCCGUCUACAGCUCCCCCAGCUCCCCCCACCUCCCCCACUCCCAACCACGUUGGGACAGGGAGGUGUGAGGCAGGAGAGACAGUUGGAUUCUUUAGAGAAGAUGGAUAUGACCAGUGGCUAUGGCCUGUGCGAUCCCACCCGUGGUGGCUCAAGUCUGGCCCCACACCAGCCCCAAUCCAAAACUGGCAAGGACGCUUCACAGGACAGGAAAGUGGCACCUGUCUGCUCCAGCUCUGGCAUGGCUAGGAGGGAGUCGUCCCUUGAACUACUGGGUGUAGACUGGCCUGAACCACAGGAGAGGAUGGCCCAGGGUGAGGUGGCAUGGUCCAUUCUCAAGGGACGUCCUCCAACGGGUGGCGCUAGAGGCCAUGGAGGCAGUAGGACAAGGCGCAGGCAGGCAGGCUGGCCCGGGGUCAGGCCGGGCAGAGCACAGCGGGGUGAGAGGGAUUCCUAAUCACUCAGAGCAGUGUGUGACUUAGUGGACAGGGGAGGGGGCAAAGGGGGAGGAGAAGAAAAUGUUCUUCCAGUUACUUUCCAGUUCUCCUUUAGGGACAGCUUAGAAUUAUUUGCACUAUUGAGUCUUCAUGUUCCCACUUCAAAACAAACAGAUGCUCUGAGAGCAAACUGGCUUGAAUUGGUGACAUUUAGUCCCUCAAGCCACCAGAUGUGACAGUGUUGAGAACUACCUGGAUUUGUAUAUAUACCUGCGCUUGUUUUAAAGUGGGCUCAGCACAUAGGGUUCCCACGAAGCUCCGAAACUCUAAGUGUUUGCUGCAAUUUUAUAAGGACUUCCUGAUUGGUUUCUCUUCUCCCCUUCCAUUUCUGCCUUUUGUUCAUUUCAUCCUUUCACUUCUUUCCCUUCCUCCGUCCUCCUUCUUCCUAGUUCAUCCCUUCUCUUCCAGGCAGCCGCGGUGCCCAACCACACUUGUCGGCUCCAGUCCCUAGAACUCUGCCUGCCCUUUGUCCUCCUGCUGCCAGUACCAGCCCCACCCUGUUUUGAGCCCUGAGGAGGCCUUGGGCUCUGCUGAGUCCGACCUGGCCUGUCUGUGAAGAGCAAGAGAGCAGCAAGGUCUUGCUCUCCUAGGUAGCCCCCUCUUCCCUGGUAAGAAAAAGCAAAAGGCAUUUCCCACCCUGAACAACGAGCCUUUUCACCCUUCUACUCUAGAGAAGUGGACUGGAGGAGCUGGGCCCGAUUUGGUAGUUGAGGAAAGCACAGAGGCCUCCUGUGGCCUGCCAGUCAUCGAGUGGCCCAACAGGGGCUCCAUGCCACCCGACCUUGACCUCACUCGGAAGUCCAGAGUCUAGCGUAGUGCAGCAGGGCAGUAGCGGUACCAAUGCAGAACUCCCAAGACCCGAGCCGGGACCAGUACCUGGGUCCCCAGCCCUUCCUCUGCUCCCCCUUUUCCCUCGGAGUUAUUCUUGAAUGGAAAUGUUUUGCUUUUGCUCGAUGCAGACAGGGGGCCAGAACACCACACAUUUCACUGUCUAUCUGGUCCAUAGCUGUGGUGUAGGGGCUUAGAGGCAUGGGCUUGCUGUGGGUUUUUAAUUGAUCAGUUUUCAUUUGGGAUCCCAUCUUUUUAACCUCUGUUCAGGAAGUCCUUAUCUAGCUGCAUAUCUUCAUCAUAUUGGUAUAUCCUUUUCUGUGUUUACAGAGAUGUCUCUUAUAUCUAAAUCUGUCCAACUGAGAAGUACCUUAUCAAAGUAGCAAAUGAGACAGCAGUCUUAUGCUUCCAGAAACACCCACAGGCAUGUCCCAUGUGAGCUGCUGCCAUGAACUGUCAAGUGUGUGUUGUCUUGUGUAUUUCAGUUAUUGUCCCUGGCUUCCUUACUAUGGUGUAAUCAUGAAGGAGUGAAACAUCAUAGAAACUGUCUAGCACUUCCUUGCCAGUCUUUAGUGAUCAGGAACCAUAGUUGACAGUUCCAAUCAGUAGCUUAAGAAAAAACCGUGUUUGUCUCUUCUGGAAUGGUUAGAAGUGAGGGAGUUUGCCCCAUUCUGUUUGUAGAGUCUCAUAGUUGGACUUUCUAGCAUAUAUGUGUCCAUUUCCUUAUGCUGUAAAAGCAAGUCCUGCAACCAAACUCCCAUCAGCCCAAUCCCUGAUCCCUGAUCCCUUCCACCUGCUCUGCUGAUGACCCCCCCCCCCCACCCAGCUUCACUUCUGACUCUUCCCCAGGAAGGGAAGGGGGGUCAGAAGAGAGGGUGAGUCCUCCAGAACUCUUCCUCCAAGGACAGAAGGCUCCUGCCCCCAUAGUGGCCUCGAACUCCUGGCACUACCAAAGGACACUUAUCCACGAGAGCACAGCAUCCGACCAGGUUGUCACUGAGAAGAUGUUUAUUUUGGUCACUUGGGUUUUUAUGUAUUAUACUUAGUCAAAUGUAAUGUGGUUUCUGGAAUCAUUGUCCAGAGCUGCUUCCCCAUCACCUGGGUGUCAUCUGGUCCUGGUAAGAGGAGUGCGUGGCCCACCAGGCCCCCCUGUCACCCAUGACAGUUCAUUCAGGGCCGAUUGGGCAGUCGUGGUUGGGAACACAGCAUUUCAAGCGUCACUUUAUUUCAUUCGGGCCCCACCUGCAGCUCCCUCAAAGAGGCAGUUCCCCAGCCUCUUUCCCUUCCAGUUUAUUCCAGAGCUGCCAGUGGGGCCUGAGGCUCCUUAGGGUUUUCUCUCUGUUUCCCCCUUUCUUCCUCAUUCCCUCUUCUUUCCCAAAGGCAUCACGAGUCAGUCGCCUUUCAGCAGGCAGCCUUGGUGGUUUAUCGCCCUGGCAGGCAGGGGCCCUGCAGCUCUCAUGCUGCCCCUGCCUUGGGGUCAGGUUGACAGGAGGUUGGAGGGAAAGCCUUAAGCUGCAGGAUUCUCACCAGCUGUGUCCGGCCCAGUUUUGGGGUGUGACCUCAAUUUCAAUUUUGUCUGUACUUGAACAUUAUGAAGAUGGGGGCCUCUUUCAGUGAAUUUGUGAACAGUAGAAUUGACCGACAGCUUUCCAGUACCCAUGGGGCUAGGUCAUUAAGGCCACAUCCACAGUCUCCCCCACCCUUGUUCCAGUUGUUAGUUACUGCCUCCUCUCCUGACAAUACUGUAUGUCGUCGAGCUCCCCCCAGGUCUACCCCUCCCGGCCCUGCCUGGUGGUGGGCUUGUCAUAGCCAGUGGGAUCGCCGGCCUUGACAGCUCAGUGAGCUGGAGAUACUUGGUCACAGCCAGGCGCUAGCACAGCUUCCUUCUGUUGAUGCUGUAUUCCCAUAUCAAAAGGCACAGGGGACACCCAGAAACGCCACAUCCCCCAAUCCAUCAGUGCCAAACUAGCCAACGGCCCCAGCUUCUCAGCUCGCUGGAUGGCGGAAGCUGCUACUUGUGAGCACCAAUGCGGGUGCAGACAAUCUUCUGUUGGGUUGCAUCAUUCCAGGCCCGAAGCAUGAACAGUGCACCUGGGACAGGGAGCAGCCCCAAAUUGUCACCUGCUUCUCUGCCCAGCUUUUCAUUGCUGUGACAGUGAUGGCGAAAGAGGGUAAUAACCAGACACAAACUGCCAAGUUUGGUGGAGAAAGGAGUUUCUUUAGCUGACAGAAUCUCUGAAUUUUAAAUCACUUAGUAAGCGGCUCAAGCCCAGGAGGGAGCAGAGGGAUACGAGCGGAGUCCCCUGUGCGGGACCAUCUGGAAUUGGUUUAGCCCAAGUGGAGCCUGACAGCCAGAACUCUUGUGUCCCCCCUCUAACCACAGCUCCUUUUCCAGAGCAUUCCAGUCAGGCUCUCUGGGCUGACUGGGCCAGGGGAGGUUACAGGUAACCAGUUCUUUAAGAAGACCUUUGAGCAUAUACAUUUUUAGCCUGUGUCAUUGCCCCAGAUGGAUUCCUGUUUCAAGUUCACACCUGCAGAUUCUAGGACCUGUGUCCUAGACUUCAGGGAGUCAGCUGUUUCUAGAGUUCCUACCAUGGAGUGGGUCUGGAGGACCUGCCCGGUGGGGGGGGCAGAGCCCUGCUCCCUCCGGGUCUUCCUACUCUUCUCUCUGCUCUGACGGGAUUUGUUGAUUCUCUCCAUUUUGGUGUCUUUCUCUUUUAGAUAUUGUAUCAAUCUUUAGAAAAGGCAUAGUCUACUUGUUAUAAAUCGCUAGGAUACUGCCUCCCCCAGGGUCUAAAAUUACAUAUUAGAGGGGAAAAGCUGAACACUGAAGUCAGUUCUCAACAAUUUAGAAGGAAAACCUAGAAAACAUUUGGCAGAAAAUUACAUUUCGAUGUUUUUGAAUGAAUAAGAGCAAGCUUUUACAACAGUGCUGAUCUAAAAAUACUUAGCACUUGGCCUGAGAUGCCUGGUGAGCAUUACAGGCAAGGGGAAUCUGGAGGUAGCCGACCUGAGGACAUGGCUUCUGACCCUGUCUUUUGGGAGUGGUAUGGAAGGUGGAGCGUUCACCAGUGACCUGGAAGGCCCAGCACCACCCUACUUCCCACUCUUCUCAUCUUGACAGAGCCUGCCCCAGCGCUGACGUGUCAGGAAAACACCCAGGGAACUAGGAAGGCACUUCUGCCUGAGGGGCAGCCUGCCUUGCCCACUCCUGCUCUGCUCGCCUCGGAUCAGCUGAGUCUUCUGAGCUGGCCUCUCACUGCCUCCCCAAGGCCCCCUGCCUGCCCUGUCAGGAGGCAGAAGGAAGCAGGUGUGAGGGCAGUGCAAGGAGGGAGCACAACCCCCAGCUCCCGCUCCGGGCUCCGACUUGUGCACAGGCAGAGCCCAGACCCUGGAGGAAAUCCUACCUUUGAAUUCAAGAACAUUUGGGGAAUUUGGAAAUCUCUUUGCCCCCAAACCCCCAUUCUGUCCUACCUUUAAUCAGGUCCUGCUCAGCAGUGAGAGCAGAUGAGGUGAAAAGGCCAAGAGGUUUGGCUCCUGCCCACUGAUAGCCCCUCUCCCUGCAGUGUUUGUGUGUCAAGUGGCAAAGCUGUUCUUCCUGGUGACCCUGAUUAUAUCCAGUAACGCAUAGACUGUGCGCAUAGGCCUGCUUUGUCUCCUCUAUCCUGGGCUUUUGUUUUGCUUUUUAGUUUUGCUUUUAGUUUUUCUGUCCCUUUUAUUUAACGCACCGACUAGACACACAAAGCAGUUGAAUUUUUAUAUAUAUAUCUGUAUAUUGCACAAUUAUAAACUCAUUUUGCUUGUGGCUCCACACACACAAAAAGACCUGUUAAAAUUAUACCUGUUGCUUAAUUACAGUAUUUCUGAUAACCAUAGCAUAGGACAAGGGAAAAUAAAAAAAGAAAAAAAAAGAAAAAAAAACGACAAAUCUGUCUGCUGGUCACUUCUUCUGUCCAAGCAGAUUCGUGGUCUUUUCCUCGCUUCUUUCAAGGGCUUUCCUGUGCCAGGUGAAGGAGGCUCCAGGCAGCACCCAGGUUUUGCAGUCUUGUCUCUCCCGUGCUUGUGAAAGAGGUCCCAAGGUUCUGGGUGCAGGAGCGCUCCCUUGACCUGCUGAAGUCCGGAACGUAGUCGGCACAGCCUGGUCUCCUUCCACCUCUGGGAGCUGGAGUCCACUGGGGUGGCCUGACUCCCCCAGUCCCCUUCCCGUGACCUGGUCAGGGUGAGCCCAUGUGGAGUCAGCCUCGCAGGCCUCCCUGCCAGUAGGGUCUGAGUGUGUUUCAUCCUUCCCACUCUGUCGAGCCUGGGGGCUGGAGCGGAGACAGGAGGCCUGGCCUGUCUCGGAACCUGUGAGCUGCACCAGGUAGAACGCCAGGGACCCCAGAAUCAUGUGCGUCAGUCCAAGGGGUCCCCUCCAGGAAGUAGUGAAGACUCCAGAAAUGUCCCUUUCUUCUCCCCCAUCCUACGAGUAAUUGCAUUUGCUUUUGUAAUUCUUAAUGAGCAAUAUCUGCUAGAGAGUUUAGCUGUAACAGUUCUUUUUGAUCAUCUUUUUUUAAUAAUUAGAAACACCAAAAAAAUCCAGAAACUUGUUCUUCCAAAGCAGAGAGCAUUAUAAUCACCAGGGCCAAAAGCUUCCCUCCCUGCUGUCAUUGCUUCUUCUGAGGCCUGAAUCCAAAAGAAAAACAGCCAUAGGCCCUUUCAGUGGCCGGGCUACCCGCGAGCCCCUCGGAGGACCAGGGCUGGGGCAGCCUCUGGGCCCACAUCCCGGGCCAGCUCCGGCGUGUGUUCAGUGUUAGCAGUGGGUCAUGAUGCUCUUUCCCACCCAGCCUGGGAUAGGGGCAGAGGAGGCGAGGAGGCCGUUGCCGCUGAUGUUUGGCCGUGAACAGGUGGGUGUCUGCGUGCGUCCACGUGCGUGUUUUCUGACUGACAUGAAAUCGACGCCCGAGUUAGCCUCACCCGGUGACCUCUAGCCCUGCCCGGAUGGAGCGGGGCCCACCCGGUUCAGUGUUUCUGGGGAGCUGGACAGUGGAGUGCAAAAGGCUUGCAGAACUUGAAGCCUGCUCCUUCCCUUGCUACCACGGCCUCCUUUCCGUUUGAUUUGUCACUGCUUCAAUCAAUAACAGCCGCUCCAGAGUCAGUAGUCAAUGAAUAUAUGACCAAAUAUCACCAGGACUGUUACUCAAUGUGUGCCGAGCCCUUGCCCAUGCUGGGCUCCCGUGUAUCUGGACACUGUAACGUGUGCUGUGUUUGCUCUCCUUCCCCUUCCUUCUUUGCCCUUUACUUGUCUUUCUGGGGUUUUUCUGUUUGGGUUUGGUUUGGUUUUUAUUUCUCCUUUUGUGUUCCAAACAUGAGGUUCUCUCUACUGGUCCUCUUAACUGUGGUGUUGAGGCUUAUAUUUGUGUAAUUUUUGGUGGGUGAAAGGAAUUUUGCUAAGUAAAUCUCUUCUGUGUUUGAACUGAAGUCUGUAUUGUAACUAUGUUUAAAGUAAUUGUUCCAGAGACAAAUAUUUCUAGACACUUUUUCUUUACAAACGCAUUCGGAGGGAGGGGGAUGGUGACUGAGAUGAGAGGGGAGAGCUGAACAGAUGACCCCUGCCCAGAUCAGCCGGAAGCCACCCAAAGCAGUGGAGCCCAGGAGUCCCACUCCAAGCCAGCAAGCCGAAUAGCUGAUGUGUUGCCACUUUCCAAGUCACUGCAAAACCAGGUUUUGUUCCGCCCAGUGGAUUCUUGUUUUGCUUCCCCUCCCCCCCGAGAUUAUUACCACCAUCCCGUGCUUUUAAGGAAAGGCAAGAUUGAUGUUUCCUUGAGGGGAGCCAGGAGGGGAUGUGUGUGCGCAGAGCUGAAGAGCUGGGGAGAACGGGGCUGGGCCCACCCAAGCAGGAGGCUGGGACGCUCUGCUGUGGGCACAGGUCAGGCUAAUGUUGGCAGAUGCAGCUCUUCCUGGACAGGCCAGGUGGUGGGCAUUCUCUCUCCAAGGUGUGCCCCAUGGGCAUUACUGUUUAAGACACUUCCGUCACAUCCCACCCCCAUCCUCCAGGGCUCAACACUGUGACAUCUCUAUUCCCCACCCUCCCCUUCCCAGGGCAAUAAAAUGACCAUGGAGGGGGCUUGCACUCUCUUGGCUGUCACCCGAUCGCCAGCAAAACUUAGAUGUGAGAAAACCCCUUCCCAUUCCAUGGCAAAAACAUCUCCUUAGAAAAGCCAUUACCCUCAUUAGGCAUGGUUUUGGGCUCCCGAAACACCUGACAGCCCCUCCCUCCUCUGAGAGGCGGAGAUAGUGCUGACUGUAGUGACCAUUGCAUGCCGGGUGCAGCAUCUGGAAGAGCUAGGCAGGGUGUCUGCCCCCUCCUGAGUUGAAGUCAUGCUCCCCUGUGCCAGCCCAGAGGCCGAGAGCUAUGGACAGCAUUGCCAGUAACACAGGCCACCCUGUGCAGAAGGGAGCUGGCUCCAGCCUGGAAACCUGUCUGAGGUUGGGAGAGGUGCACUUGGGGCACGGGGAGAGGCCGGGACACACUUAGCUGGAGAUGUCUCUAAAAGCCCUGUAUCGUAUUCACCUUCAGUUUUUGUGUUUUGGGACAAUUACUUUAGAAAAUAAGUAGGUCGUUUUAAAAACAAAAAUUAUUGAUUGCUUUUUUGUAGUGUUCAGAAAAAAGGUUCUUUGUGUAUAGCCAAAUGACUGAAAGCACUGAUAUAUUUAAAAACAAAAGGCAAUUUAUUAAGGAAAUUUGUACCAUUUCAGUAAACCUGUCUGAAUGUACCUGUAUACGUUUCAAAAACACCCCCCCCCACUGAAUCCCUGUAACCUAUUUAUUAUAUAAAGAGUUUGCCUUAUAAAUUUACAUAAAAAUGUCCGUUUGUGUCUUUUGUUGUAAAAAUCAAGUGAUUUUUUCAUAAGGUUCUUUUACUAUUGGAAAAGAUGGGCAGCACGCAGUUUUAUUUUAUUUUUGUAAGUUUUUUAAUACAUGUGAAAGCAAAGAAUACUCAGCAUGCCUUUCUAAGUGACGCGUUUGCACCUUUUGUUGGGAAGUACUGUAUCCUGUGCUGUUAGCAUUCUCGAUAAAUCUCUCUGUGAAAGUGA
Molecule: messenger RNA, 13495 nt
Organism: Gorilla gorilla gorilla (western lowland gorilla)
Lineage: Eukaryota; Metazoa; Chordata; Mammalia; Primates; Hominidae
Gene: MECP2
Product: methyl-CpG binding protein 2
Exons: 4
Coding region: 3226-4686 (486 amino acids)
Biological process (GO): negative regulation of transcription by RNA polymerase II
Cellular component (GO): heterochromatin; nucleus
Molecular function (GO): methyl-CpG binding; chromatin binding; double-stranded methylated DNA binding
Source: RefSeq, a predicted model, not a curated record